AUGGCCUCACCUGCCCCCUCCAACAUCUCCGCCGACGCCCAACCAACAAAAGCCCAGGAACAAAUCACCUUCCGCUUCUGCCGCGAAUGCAGCAACAUGCUCUACCCGAAAGAAGACCGCAUGACCAACAAACUCAUGUUUGCCUGCCGGACCUGCCAGUUCAGCGAAGAAGCCAUCUCCAGCUGCGUGUUCAGGAACAACAUGUACAACACGGUGGGGGAGACGGCCGGGGUGACGCAGGAUGUGGGGAGUGAUCCUACGCUGCCGCGAUCGAACAAGGAGUGCCCCAGCUGCCACGAGCCGGAAGCGGUGUUCUUUCAGUCGCAGCAGCGGUCGGCGGAGACGGGCAUGAAACUUUUCUACGUGUGUUGCAGUUGCGGGACGAUUUUCCAGUAG
Letharia columbiana is the source of this 396-nucleotide messenger RNA. RefSeq lists its product as uncharacterized. The transcript has 3 exons. Gene Ontology annotation, cellular component: RNA polymerase II, core complex. Lineage: Eukaryota; Fungi; Ascomycota; Lecanoromycetes; Lecanorales; Parmeliaceae. The record is from RefSeq and is a predicted model, not a curated record. Gene Ontology annotation, biological process: DNA-templated transcription; transcription-coupled nucleotide-excision repair; maintenance of transcriptional fidelity during transcription elongation by RNA polymerase II. Gene Ontology annotation, molecular function: DNA-directed RNA polymerase activity; zinc ion binding; nucleic acid binding. Bases 1 to 396 code for a protein of 131 amino acids.